UGCUUUAAAAGAGAUAUUAGCCAUGGUUCUAAUGUUGCGGUCAUCACUUGUGAUCUUACUGGUCAGCCUGGUCAGUGUAUCUUACCAGUCAGGACUUCGAGGCAUGUUUCCUAAAAGUUACCCUCCCAUGAAAAGAAAUGGGGUUGACCCUGGGCAACCACUUUUUCUCUCUCCUUAUUUGGAACGUGGUGAAGCAAACAAAGCCCAGAAUUUAAGCAUCGUUGGACCACUUGAAGGCACCAAUCUGAAAAGCUAUUCUGGAUUUAUCACUGUGAAUAGAACAACAACCAGCAACAUAUUCUUCUGGUUCUUCCCUGCCCAGGAGGACCCCUUAAAUGCCCCUGUGGUGAUGUGGUUACAAGGAGGACCAGGUGGCUCAUCCCUUUUCGGCCUGUUUGUGGAAAAUGGACCCCUCAUGGUCAACCAAAACCUCAAAUUGAUGGAGAGGAACAUAACUUGGAACAAGAAGUACUCCAUGUUGUAUGUGGACAAUCCAGUAGGAACAGGUUUUAGUUUUACGAGCUCAGAUGCUGGUUACGCCAAAAAUGAAUGGGAUGUUGCUACCGACUUGUACAGUUUUCUGCUGCAGUUUUUCAAGGUUUACUAUCAGUAUCAGAAGAAUGACUUUUAUGCUACAGGAGAGUCUUAUGCUGGUAAAUAUGUUCCUGCUAUUUCCUAUAAAAUACACAUAUCAAACCCUACAGCAAACCUCCGGAUCAACUUUAAGGGAAUGGCUAUUGGUGAUGGUUUAUGUGAUCCAGAAUCGAUGAUGAAUCAGUACGCAGACUUCAUGUUCAAUAUUGGUAUGUUAGACGAGAAACAGAGAGACUACUUCGCAGGAGAAACUGAGAAAGCUGUAGAGAUGAUCAAGAAUAGACAGUUCAGGGAAGCAUUUCAGAUAUUUGACUUAUUGUUAAAUGGAGACCUGACACCAUACAAACCCUACUUUUACAAUGUAACACAGACAAACAACUACUAUAAUUUCCUGUUGACUGAGGAGCCAGCAGACUUUAAUUAUUAUGGAGAUUUCCUGGCCAAACCAGAGGUGCGAAAGGCGAUACAUGUUGGUAACCUGACCUACAAUGAUGGAAAAGCAGUCGAGAUGCACCUAAUCAAUGAUGUGAUGGACACGGUCAAAUAUUGGGUGGAAGUUAUCUUAAAAAAUAACUACAAGGUGAUGUUCUAUAAUGGACAGUUGGAUAUCAUUGUUGCUGUUCCACUGACUGAAGCCUUCCUCAUGAGCACUGAUUGGCCUGGACAGCAGAAAUACAAAGAGGAAGAACGCCUGAUCUGGAAAGUGAAUCCUUCAGACCAGGAGGUGGCGGGAUACGUCAGAGUCGUGGAGAACUUACAACAGGUGAUUGUGCGUGACGCAGGUCACAUUCUCCCAUACGAUCAACCAGAAAGAGGCUUCGAUUUGAUUCAGAGGUUUAUUGAGAACAAACCCUUCCACUAGUGGCUGACUGCUGGAUGUUUGAGCUAUAGACACAAGACUCAGGGACAGUCAUGAUAUUAUAUUGUAAAUAGAAAAAAA
This is a messenger RNA of Ylistrum balloti, 1534 nucleotides long. Its product is annotated as probable serine carboxypeptidase CPVL. The record is from RefSeq and is a predicted model, not a curated record. NCBI's taxonomy places the organism in Eukaryota, Metazoa, Mollusca, Bivalvia, Pectinida, Pectinidae. Bases 23 to 1456 code for a protein of 477 amino acids. Gene Ontology annotation, molecular function: serine-type carboxypeptidase activity. Gene Ontology annotation, biological process: proteolysis. The transcript is spliced from 12 exons.